AUGGACAACGACAUCCACAUACGCCGCGCGGUCAGGCUUUCGCCCGGAGCAAACGAACCACCCCCUCACGCGGCAGGACAGCGAGACGAAGACCGAAACGCUGCCGACCCGCAGUCCGCAGACACACCACAUGUGCAGAAGUGGCGCCACCGCCGAGUCGCACUAUUACUGACGACCAAGCUCAUCAAGAAGAGCUUCGCGGGGGCCGCCAACCGCCACCGAGAGGCAGCUUCGACGGACGCCAACACGGGGGUCCAAGGCCGAGCCAUCAGCCACAGCAGCACGAGCUCCCCGGUCCAGCCGCCCUCGCAGCCACAGUGGCCACCACGCCACCCAGAACACACUCGCAGGGCCGCCGCCCCGCCAUCCAGCACCGCUCACACCCUUGCAGCCUUGUCGGUGAAGACCGGGAAGGAGUGCACCACCUCAGCCCCGGCAUCCACAGGCCAAGCCAGCGCGACCUGGGGCAAUCCCGUGCAGGCCCGCAAGAGCCCAUCUGGGCCCAUGCGCGCGCAGCCAUGCCCCGCUUCGCCCGCUCCGCUGCACCACCGCCGCGCCCGACCGCGCGCCACCACGACCGCUCGCGGCGCGGCCAGCCCCGGCGCCGUCGCCUCGUGCCGCGCCCGACGAGUGGUACGCUGGGUCAUCACACCUGCGCACAUCUGCGGCGGCUUUCGGCCCUGUCCUUCGUCCACCAUGACGGAGACCGACCAGCUCCAGCUUGUGCAUCACGCCGCAACACUCAUCAUUUGCGUACAAGCCUGGAUCCCGAUGGUGCACAAGAGAGCAGUUAGGCAUGCUGCUUUUCCUCGUGUGAUUUACGGACCUAUGAUACAACGAGAUAAGGAGAGGAUUGCCAACCUAAACAACAUCUACAACUGCAACGACGUAGAGGCCAUCCAGAUGCUAUGGAUGAGAAGAGCCCCUUUCUAUGCACUUGUGAAAACGUUCAGGGAAAGAGGACUGCUGACUGAUAGCAUCCACACCUCUAUCGAAGAACAAGUCGCAAUGUUUCUUCAUGUCGUCGGUCAUAACCAGAGGUUUAGAGUCAUCCAUAACACAUUCAGGCGAUCCACGGAGACUAUCUCUAGGUACUUCCAGCAGGAUUGCAUUGGGGCUAUUGAUGGUACUCAUGUCACUGCAAAGGUACCGGGAUCAAUGUCUGCAGCAUUCCGCGUGAGGAAGCACUACACCAGCCAGAACGUUCUUGCAGCUGUGGAUUUCGAUAUGAGGUUCACCUACGUGCUUGCUGGGUGGGAGGUUUCAGCUCAUGAUGCCAGCAUCAUGGCCGACAGUCUUUCAAGGCCUGAUGGGUUGCAAAUCCCUGACGGUAAGUUCUACCUUGGAGAUGCUGGAUAUGCAUGCCGACCUGGAAUUCUACCUCCCUUCAGGAAAACAAGGUACCACCUCAACGAGUUCUCUACGAAGCACCGACCUCUGAAUGCGAGAGAGUUGUUCAAUCUCAGACACUCAUGCCUUAGAGUCACCAUUGAGAGGGCCUUUGCUGCACUGAAGAACAGGUUCAAGGUCCUUGACCAGAAACCGUUCCACACGUUUGACACUCAGGUAAAGCUGGUCCUUGCUUGCUGCAUUCUUCACAACUGGAUCCUAGGUUGGAGCGAGGAUGAGUUCUUCGAAGAGGUUGUCAGUUUUGAUGAAGUGGAGACCGGCCAUGGCGUGAAAGCAUGCGACAAUGAUGCCUGGAAGGUGAAGAGGCAAGAGUGGGCAGAUGCAAUGUGGGAAGCUAGAGGCAACACCACCAUCUAA
Molecule: messenger RNA, 1767 nt
Organism: Lolium perenne
Lineage: Eukaryota; Viridiplantae; Streptophyta; Magnoliopsida; Poales; Poaceae
Source: RefSeq, a predicted model, not a curated record